Enterobius vermicularis (human pinworm) is the source of this 786-nucleotide messenger RNA. Lineage: Eukaryota; Metazoa; Nematoda; Chromadorea; Rhabditida; Oxyuridae. The record is from the annotation of a GenBank genome assembly.
AUGUCAACUUGUAAAUCGAUUUCUUUUGCUCGAAGGGCCGCAUUUUUUACAGUUGUCCGCAACAAAGGACAUUCUAAGUGGCAAAAUAUCAAGGAGAACAAGGGGAAGAAUGAUAGGAUGAGGUCAUUGGCGAUUACACGUCUUUUGGAACGGGUCAGAGUUAGUGUCAAGAAAGAUGGGUUUGAUUUGAAAUUUAACAAAGAGUUAGCUGGACUACAGCAAGAAUUUCGAGCUAACAGCUUACCACUGGAUACUUUUAAUGGGUACUUGGCGAAAUUGAAAGCUAAACCAGAACAAACAGUUUACUUCGAAAUUAUUGGACCUUCUGGUUCCUUUUUUAUAGUAGAAACAGUCACAGAUAGCAAAAAUAGGAAAAGCAACACAAUGUGUAAAUAUUUUAAUAAGGUCGGAGGAUUCCGGUUCUCAACAGGUCCUUCGUCAUUGAGACAAGCUUUUGAUGAAAAAGGAAUUGUUCAUAUUUCUCCGGUCAAAGGUGGUCAAGCUCUGUCGCUUGACAAGAUGGAAGAACUAGGGAUUGAGCUUGACUGUGAAGACGUUAACCUUGUGGCCGAUGAGUCUAACGAAAGUAUAUAUGAAUUUGUUUGUGACUAUACCAAUAUGAAAAAGGUUGAGAGUCAACUGAAAACGUUGGGCUUUGUUGUUUUGGCUGCGGAACUGCAACUACGAGCGAAGCACACCGUAGAAAAGUUUUACCAUUAUCUGCAAGAAGAUCCGGAGGUAAAACAAGUUUUUGACAACCUUGAACCUGAAGUUGAAGGUUCUUGA